Eimeria maxima is the source of this 1455-nucleotide messenger RNA. Its product is annotated as actin-like family protein ARP6, putative. Bases 1 to 1455 code for a protein of 484 amino acids. Lineage: Eukaryota; Apicomplexa; Conoidasida; Eucoccidiorida; Eimeriidae. The transcript has 4 exons. Gene Ontology annotation, molecular function: nucleosome binding. The record is from RefSeq and is a predicted model, not a curated record. Gene Ontology annotation, cellular component: Swr1 complex.
AUGCAGAACGGCAAGAGGGCAGUGCUGGACCUCGGCACAGGCUCCGUCAAGGCUGGAUGGGCAGGGGAGUGUAAGGCCCGUUAUGUGCUCCCCACAUGCUGCGGGGCUGUAUGCCGCCGCCCACAGCUGUAUUUGAGUGAGGAGUGUUACAGCCUACAGGAAUACAUCUGCUCCAGGCCGAGCCAAGGGGGUCUUUGGUCUAACUUGGAGAUGCUUCGCGACAUAAUAGACCUGACAUUCAGUAAAAAGUACCUAGGAACUGACCCCAAGGAACUCAGCGGCGUCGCGCUUACAGAGCCCCUACUGACUCCAGCCCCCUUGCGGCACCAUGUCAGCGAAAUACUCUUUGAAGACUUGGGGGUUGAGCGUAUGGCGAUUGUGGCAGCACAGGCCGUAGUGCCUUACGCGUUCUGGGGCAUGGGCUGGGGAGCGCACGACAUCUGCACCCCUCCCAAAGCUAAACGAAUGGGGGUCACUUGCUACAGCGGGACCGAUGGUGUCCCCCAAGGAACUGUCGAGGCCCCAGGAAGUGGUGGUGGUUCCGGAUGCUCUUACAAGGGCAAGGGCGGGACCUCAGCUGCAUGGGUAUCUUCAACAGACCCGUGCUUCUCUCCACAGCUAGCAGCCACAUCACCAACAGCAGAUCUCAGUUUAGUGGGGCAGGUGAGCGCUGGAAGGAACCCUUUUGGCUUGACUGUGGAUGUGGGUUUUAGCGCAUCCCAUGCAGUUCCUUUUGUGAACUACUCGGCUCUAGAGGCAUCAGCUCUGCGGUCUGAUAUCGGGGGGGCCCACGCCAACGCGUACCUCAAGAACCUGCUGCUCGCGCGUGGCAUGGCUAUUGACAAAAACGAGUUAUUCGUCCAAAAGCUGAAGGAAGAGACCUGCUUCGUCACUGGGGAUCUCAUGCGAGUGUUUCGUCUCCUCCGUAAUUUGCCAGGGGGCAGGCGAGCGGCUUACCUUGGGGGGCCCCUCUUUCUGGAAAGAGAAACCCCGGAUUAUUCCCUCACGAAGUCGCAGCUCGUUUCCUACUUCCACACCCACUCUCCUGCCCCCAUCCCAGACCUUUCUUCCUUGGAAAAGCCUAGCAAUGCAAAAGUCAACAGUAGUUGCAGCAACCCCUCCGGAAGGGAGACACACGUUGAGUCGCCCACUGCGUUGGAUAGCAAUAAAGAACCCCAGGGGACCCAAGCGGAUGCUUGUUGGGUUCCGCCUAGGAGUCCUUCAAGGCCCAAAGUAAAGCUGUCGACUGAAAGACUGAUCACAUAUCCAAGGGCAGUUAUAGAUACAAAGGAAGAAGUAGCUUCUAAAUGUGCGAGCAUUACCACCAGAUCUGUGUCCACGUUCUCUCGUCGGGGCCAUGUUCGAUACUUGUUUGGUGGAGCAUUGGGCGUCCGCGCACUGCAGCGGUUCCCUUCACGGCACGCAACAGGCUUGGUGUUUUCUAGCUGCCGGUAA